UUCAUCCUCCAAACCCUAGCCUCCUCGGAUCUCUCCCAUUUAGGAUAUUUUCUCAAAACCCUCGUCGUCCUACUUUCUAUUUUUCUCCUGAUUUGUUUCUCUUGAAGACUCUAUCUAGCUCCACUUUCCAGUUUUCAUCUGCCAAGUAUGGGGGAAGCCAAGGAUAAUGAUGUUUACGAGAAGGAGCUCCUGGACUACGAAGAGGAGGAAGAGAAAGCUCCGGAUUCGGUCGCUGCCAAGGUUUCCGGUGAAGCAGUGAAAAAGGGUUACAUUGGGAUUCACAGUUCCGGAUUCAGAGACUUUCUGUUGAAGCCAGAACUCCUUCGUGCUAUCGUUGAUUGUGGUUUUGAGCAUCCUUCCGAAGGUAAAGAUCACUUGCAUGUUUCUCAGUUUGGUGGAGAAUAGGGUAAACCUUUCUAUUAAAGGAUCCAGAAGAUUAUUUUUUACUUACUGGGGUACUCCUCAAUUUUCAUCAGUACAACA
Messenger RNA from Zingiber officinale, 483 nucleotides. RefSeq names its product DEAD-box ATP-dependent RNA helicase 15-like. The coding region runs from base 148 to 405 and encodes 85 amino acids. The record is from RefSeq and is a predicted model, not a curated record. The transcript has 4 exons. Lineage: Eukaryota; Viridiplantae; Streptophyta; Magnoliopsida; Zingiberales; Zingiberaceae.